AUGGAAGAUUCCGCCACUUUCCAGACAGGAAUAGGCUACGACCAAGACACCCUGUUUGGCGGAGAAAGUACUAGUCAGCCUAGUGGGGUGGAAUUCUUCAUUCGUUCAUCGGUCUCUCCAGCGAAUCCAAUACGGCUCGUCGACGCAGGGGACAUUUCUGCAGAUGAAAGGCGCGCAUCCAUCUAUGCGUAUCUCGACAAGGACUUUCGGGAGCACACCAGCAAUCUGGUUACCUCUCUCAAUGGGUAUAUGACACAAAUGAUAUCAGGGCUCUUUCAGGAGCUACGGACAGAUAUACAGAGCCGAAAGCUAUACGUUCUCUUUGAACAAGCCCUGGGGUGUGACCCCAUGACAGACCAUCUUGCUGCCAAAGAUGUCCUUCCAAUAUAUGCACCCUACAUCGACAAAGCGGAAAAAACGUUUCGCCGGUUAACUCUUCAUAAGUUCAAGCAUGACAUAGAGACGGAGUUUUGUGCCGCCAUAAUAUCCGAAUUGCGCGCGCGCCUCAAGAUAGAAGACACUAAUAUGAACAUCUCCACUGAGCUCGAAAAACUGCGGCUUCACUGCAAGUCUCUCUUAGACGAGAAUAUUCGUAUCUCGAGCCAAUGGCAACAGGAGCGUGAAAAGCUACUUCAACAGAUAGGCACAUUAUCGGAACAACUGGUGCAAAAGAAGAGGGCAGGCAAUAUCUAUAAGCCAGACUUUAUGGCAUCUGGGUCAUCGUGGGAUGCAGAGGCCCCUGUACCUGAUUUCACCAGGGUCCCAUCCAAGGGUGUGAAGGAGCUCCUUGAGCUGGAGACGAAGCUAGCUAAUGAAGCAGCAGAGAAGGAGCGGCUUAAGAUGGAACUGGAUGCUACCUCUAUGAAGUACCAGCACCUCCUAGAACAAUGCAAACAGAUACCAGAACUGCAGAAUCAAAUUGACGAACUUAACCAGCGCAUAGAGGAACUUCUUCGCCGCAUAGCAGAGCAGGAUGAUACGAUUGUAGAACAACAAAAGGAAAUAGCUGACCUCUUGGACCAGUUGGCAUCCCUUAAGAAAGCUUACGAUGGAUUAGAUAGCGAUCACCUUGCGCUGCAAAACACAGUGGAUACUCUUAAUAUGGAGAAAGGAGAAAGUGCAGCGGAGAAUGAGAAGCUUAAAAGGCAAAUAGCAGACCUUCUCAAGCGAGUAGCUGCAGCAGAAGCAGAGAGGGACAGAUACAAGCAACAGAUCACAAAGGGGGAUUCUGACCGCAAUAUUUCCCUAGUAGAUAUCAAUAAUAACACAGUCAAAAGCGCCCGGCUUCCCGGAAGCCCUGACGACGCUGGGUUUGACAACAGGACCCUGCUUUCUGUUAAGCAGCUUCUCUAUGAGCUUACUGGAUUCAAUCUGCUAGGUCAUCAAGAUGGCUUCACAGAGGCUUAUGUUGGCGACAAAGGUUUGCCACAAGACGGGGAAUCGCGAACACGUUUUUCAUGUCCUACUCCAGGCAAGGAAUCAAAGCCGACCCUGCCCGAUAUGGGCCCUCGAACAGGAUCCAGAGCCCUAUCCAGGAAAGGAACACCCAAGUCUACAGCUAUGAAGGAGGACCCUGCAUCAAUAAGGGUACGGCUGCAGGGUCAAAGGCCAAGCGUUGGAAGCAUCGAAGCUGCUCUAGUAGCUGCUACUACCUCUAGCCCAUGGAAUGCAGCUAGAAGCAUCUCCGGUAGGAGAUCUUCCAAGAAUGUCGUUAGCGAACGAAUAGACACGGAUGGCGUCUCUAGGAAUACAGAGGUCACACCGUGUAGAGGCUCCAGGUAUAAAUUUAUAGACACAGGAUUAAAUCCAGCGUAUUUCAACCCGGGAGUAGAGAACCCUUAUGAUAAUGUAGUGUCCGGCUUUUACAAGGAUCGAGACAUCUGUUUAUCGAAGCUGACAGACAGAUUAGGCAUUGAACACGCUCAAUUAAGAACUGUCCGUGAUCUAGUUGGUCGCUUCUUCUCCGGAGACCCUGUCUAUGCAGAGCUUUUACGGUUACUUGCCGAAGGAAGUAUCUCUCCUGACCUAGUAGCCAAAAUCCUUGCAGGCAUGCACACAGGGGAACUUCAGGCAUUUUUAGAAGACCUUCUGAAAGUGGAUGAGAAUGGAAAUCUUGUCCGCAAUGGAGAUAAACAGUACAUUGCAGGAAGGGGUGUGGUCGAGGAUGAACCCUUGAGCAGUGAAGCGGCGAGCUUGUCUGACUAUACUCAAAGCAAGAAGAGCCGUGGAGAAAGAUACUUACGGAACGGCGCACAGAGACAGCCUGAUGACCAAGGUCCCAGAGAGGAUUAUGACGGAGUUCCUUUAGCAUUACCGCUCCCCAGGGGAUCCGAUAACUAUAAUAAACUUAAGCCUGACAUCGAUAGUCACAGAAGUGUGGCCUCUAAUCUAGAUGAGCUCUCUGCAGGCGGUACCGAAACAUUGCCCAGUGGCCUGCUAGGGUUCUGGAAGCAAACGCAGACUAUAUUGGGUAUGGACGACAUGGAAGAGCUCAUGGCUCUUCGGGAACUCAUGUUGGACAAAGGAACGAACACCGACGCGUCUAAGAAAAAUAAAAAGGGUGGAUACUCGAGCGUUAGCCGAUCUUCUUCAACACGGAAUCUAUAUGGAAGUGACGGACAUGUUAGUAAAGAUGAUGGAUCAACGGACCCUAGCAGUGCACGGGGCAUUCCUCCAGAUAUUCUCAAGGAUAAGCAGAUAGCAACAUACAUAGAUGAGCGGCUGCAAAUAGAGCGGGAACGCGUUCGCGAUGAAGUGACAGCAGAGCAAGAAUUGGAUAAUAUUGAGAAGAUAAAGGUUGCCGUGGAAGUGGCUGCAAAUACAAUGGACUUUUGGUGCCAGGUCAACUAUGAUGAUAGUGAAUCCGAUGACUAUGGCACUAAGAAGGGGGGAGCAGUCAUGCAAAAGGUGCAGAACGCCAUAGAUCGAUUUUCAAAGCCAGGAAAGCCGGGAUUUCAAAUUAAGUACGAUAGAACGCCCAGGGAUUGGACCGUAAAGGGUGUCUUUGCCCGUCUCUAUCAAAAUGCAGAAGAAAUCCGAGCACGACUCAAUAUGAAACGGGCGGAGCAUCAGAAGCGAGAGGCUCUUCUUUAUGCAAAGUAUCUUCGUAGUCAGAAUUCCAUUCUAAAGGACGACGGUCUUCUGGUGGCAGCGUCGGAGUAUGAUAACGUGUCCAAACGAUACGCCCAAGAGGCACAAAAGUGGAACGACGAGGUAAAGAAGUUAUCUGCAUACGACAGUAAGCAAGAAGAUUUUAGUAAGACCCCUCAGCUUUCUGGCUCUAACGUUAGGGGAGAAGAUGCGCUUAUGAAGACAGGAAAAAUGACCACUGCGGACCUAAUCGAGGAGGUUAAUUCACGCUCAUCUAAAGAGCACUUGAUCAGGAUCACUUCUGUAUCAACUAAGUCGCCAGACAUGGACGAUAUAAUAGUUAACACGUCUGGCAUCAGGAGUGCACCACGAGGUCUCAUGGGGAAGCAGCGGGACAGGAUAACAACGGUAUUUGACAUGGAGGGGUCAUCGAUUCGGGGAACACCUAGAAGUUCUAUGACUGGCUCUUCGUACAGAAACUUAAACAACACACCGAGAGAAAGCAUCAGUGGCUCCCAAGAUGCAUAUGUGACGGGAACACCAGGUGCUCCCAAGAAUAUGUUUAGUACUCUCAAUACUGGUGGAAGGAAGCUACCAGGGAUGCAGCUUACCAUAAAGGAUCACUCUACACACCACUCACUUAAGCAGCAAGGACCUGGCCAGAUAGCAUAUGGAGCAGAAUUAGUGACUAUGAACUUAUCAAAUGGUUAUAGUGGCUCUAAGGGUAGCAAGCCCAUUCUGAUAGCAUCCGGAAACAGUGGAAACCCGCUUCCUUAUAUCAGUAAAAAGAGCAACACAGACACGCCAGGAUCCACAGUCGUGGAUGCUUUCCACGAAUCCGAUAUUAAGCUGACUCAAAGUAUUGAUAACUCUAACGUAUCUAUCGCACCAGUAAGUAGUAGUACAAGCUGCGAGCCAAGCACAAACUUAUUAAAAUCUGGCAAAAUUCUACAACCGCUUACUUCAACUCCUGAGCACAUCCGACCGUUCUCUGGAAAAGGUUUUGGGAGUGGGAAAAUAGUUUAUGACCAGUACGGAAAACCCAUGCCAGCACAAGAGAUACAAGAUAUUAUCGCAUACAAGUACAUAUUCGGGAACGCCUCUAUGCUUAAGGUUAAAGAUAUGGGGCGACGCCUUCUCGUCUCUGUGCCAGAUAGCUCGCAAUUGAUAGAGGUAUCUAAGGAGACGCUGCGCACGAUCAAGGAGAAUGUAGACAAGCUGGUGGAAUACUUUAAGGUGCCAGGGAUAUCAAAUUUGUAUGGAAAUGAUGUCGUGGGACGCGCAACUAGCGCAAAAAGAGAUUCCAAUUCUGCUAAGUUAAAUACUCUACCUAGAGAUCCGCCUAUUGAUGAUAGACUGGAUUGUCCAGCUGUUUCUAUCAAUAGAGAUGCUUUAUCGACUACGGAUGAAUUAGUGCAGGAAGAGAAGAGAGCUCUGCUAGAGUUUGACAGACCCGACUUAUCUGCUAUCCCUGGUACACCGAUUGCUCUUCAGACAGACGUAACCAGGUCUGCAUCUGUAUUAAAUAUUGAGCCAGACCCACAGCAAUCCUUUACUGAUAAGGAGAACGUUGAUACUGAUUUUCUUAUUCCUUCAACGAUAGCCUCGAGCGCGAUGAAGAAAGACAGGUACGGGGUUGAAAAAGAGUUAGAAGAUAACUUGGCGACAGUGCUCAGAAAAAGCGUAGAGGCGCUAGAAAGUUUCACGCCUCCACUGCGAUUAUCAGAAGACCAAGAUUUAAGCAAGCAACGCAAAGGCAAAGAGCUAGUCUUAUCUGAUCUUGAUCUUCAAAUAGCCAGUAUUAAGGAUCCGUAUGCAGAAAAGAUAAACCAUCUAGACGAGGAAGGAAGCAUCACUCCGAAUAGCCUAGAGUAUGGACUCAGUGUCGUUGAGGUGACACCAAACACAGAAUUUAACCAGCAACGUGAAGAAACUAUCACCCUUAACAGCUUUCGAGGCAAACAUAGCGAUCGCACUAAGUAUCGGAGAGAGAGUAGCAACUGCAUAUCCGAUGAUGGCUCAAUAGACCUCACCAGUCAUAGCAGCGGUCAAAAUCAAAUAGACGAUCGUUCUACUCAUUUCGAGGAUCUAGUCGAAAACGCACUUGAAGAUCCAACAAAACAAGCGUCUCAAAUAAGAGUUAGCACCACUGUAAUAGCAUCAACAGAAUCACUCAACGCUAAUCAGGUGACUGCACCAGAACCCAGUUCAGCAUAUACACAAGGUAAUACCAUACGGAGAAGCAUCGUUAGGGGAAUAGAAGUAGCAGACAGUGCCGUAUCAACACACUCAACAAGGACCAACACCCCAUCUCAGGGUAUGCUAUCAUUAGAUGAACAGAUUUCUCUACGACUGGCCGAUCAAAGCCGUACAGCGACCGCUAUUAACAUAGAGUCCCCGCUUUCUGGCUAUGAGAGGGACAGUAUCAAUCGGAUGGACCCCGGUGCUAUUCCAGAGUUUCUGACUGGAACAACAUCCAUACAUAUAGGUGGACGUCGGCUCUCAGAUGACGACCGCCAUAGUUUAGAAGGUACUCUUAGCAUUCCUGGACCGGGUGAAUUAGACCGAUAUGAUACUGCCCAUUCGGGAUAUGAACACCAUAGGCUGCCAUCAUAUAAUCCACAGGAUUCCAAUUUUGUGGCUUCUUCUUUACAUAUGAAGGCAAAGCCAGGCGCUAUUAACCAUAUAAAUACUUUUAUCCAAUUUGAGAAUCCACAGGCUCGUGCAGGAACACAACACGCCGUUACAACUUCAUUAAAUAGCGACGAUCCGCACGCUUUUGGGGAUACCAGCGAGAAAACGACUUCAUCUCCGAAUGUGGCAGGAGCUGUGCGUCAUACGGUUGUCCAAAAGCAGUCAUCUACUUCCAAGCAUGGUUUUGUACCAAACAACUAUCUUAUUGGAAAGAUACUGCCGCAGGAGCCUUUUAUUAAAGGCCCGUCAGGACCCAUUAAUAUGGGAGAACCAGGUCUUUUAGCCAGCGCAAGUGAGUCGCUAGUUAUCAGAAAACGCUCAGCCGAAAUCUCUGGAGCGAAGGAACCGACCACAAGCGGCGGUCAAAAUGCAGAUUCCGACACGCCAAGUCAAUCGAAUAUCUUUUCUCAGCCAAAGCUGUACAUGAGUAGAUUGCAUCAAGAUCUUAAAAAGGCUCGCGAUGCUGAUGGAAGUUCGCUAUUUGGUAAGAAAUAA
Molecule: messenger RNA, 6279 nt
Organism: Giardia duodenalis
Lineage: Eukaryota; Fornicata; Diplomonadida; Hexamitidae
Product: Coiled-coil protein
Exons: 1
Coding region: 1-6279 (2092 amino acids)
Biological process (GO): purine ribonucleoside monophosphate biosynthetic process
Molecular function (GO): deaminase activity
Source: RefSeq, a predicted model, not a curated record